Molecule: messenger RNA, 1702 nt
Organism: Cylicocyclus nassatus
Lineage: Eukaryota; Metazoa; Nematoda; Chromadorea; Rhabditida; Strongylidae
Source: the annotation of a GenBank genome assembly
AUGGCCACUUCGCACGGGAUUACCCGGCUAAAUAGGCAUCGCUCCAAUCGUGGAUACCAUAUAAAUUCGCAUGACAGGCUCGGAUAUCGCCUGAGAAAACGAUCGAGCUUUACCAUGAACAAUCGUCUUGACGUCCCGUCAACCGAAGAGGAUCCACCAUUACUGGAGAAUUGCUUAGAACCUGGCAAAUUAGCUCACACUUCAAAGGAUUCAUUGUCCCCAAAUGACAUCCCUCUUCGACAGUGUAGCAAUGGAAUCUCCGUCGACAGCGCUAAAUCAAAGGAAUUUCUUCGAAUCAAUGUAGGCGGACAACGAUUCAUGCUGAAGAAAGAUACUAUAUAUGCGAGGAAAGUCGGUCGAUUGAUGUGGCUCUUGGAUAUGAACACCACUACGGAACGUCUCACCUUAGCUGAUGCAUACUUCUCAUCCACUAAUGAGUAUUAUUUUGAGCGACCGCCCUCAUUGUUUCAUAUUGUCUAUCAGUUUUAUCUUACCGGACAAAUACACCAGCCCUCUCAUCUCUGCCCCAUCGACAUUCUCGACGAAUUAGAUUACUGGGGCAUCGUACCCGACAACUACCUCGCUCCUUGUUGCUGUGCAGAUACUGAUGAUCUGGACUCCAUUUCUUCGUUUUCUUCUGAGGAGACGCCCACCAAUCACUUCAAGCAACUGCCUUUGGGAGAUCUUCGAAGAAAAAUUUGGAACAUUAUUGAAGAGCCGACGAGCUCUGGCUAUGCUCAAAUUUUCGCCACAUUUUCUAUAUUAUUCGUGCUUAUAUCAAUCUCAGGACUGGUGCUGGGCUCUCUUCCAGAUUUACAAGUUGCUGUACAAAAGAACACGACCGAUGGAGUUGUUACUGACAUGGAACCACACCCCAUAUUAGGCUACAUAGAAUACGCAUGUAUCGUGUGGUUCAUGCUGGAGUACGUGACAAAAAUGCUAGUGACGGCAGAUCGACGGAAAACAUUCUUCCAAAUGUUGAAUAUCAUCGAUCUGAUGGCUAUACUCCCUUUCGUUAUUGAAAUGUUGUUGUUUAUGGUUGGUGUAAGCACUGACCAACUUAGAGAUCUCAAGGGAGCAUUCUUGGUCAUAAGAAUACUUCGAGUAUUGCGGGUAAUUAGAGUUUUGAAGCUUGGUCGCUACAGUAGUGGCCUGCAAAUGUUUGGGAAAACGCUCAAGGCAUCAUUUCGCCAGUUGGGAAUGAUGGCAAUGGUCGUGUUAACGGGUGUAAUCUUCUUUUCAACACUGGUAUAUUUUUUAGAAAAAGACGAACCAAAUUCACAAUUUUACUCUAUUCCGGCUGCUUGUUGGUGGUGCAUCGUAACAAUGACAACUGUCGGAUAUGGUGACCUAACGCCGAUUACUGUUCCUGGUAAACUCGUGGCAACUGGAGCAAUCGCCUGCGGAGUUCUUGUUCUAGCUCUUCCCAUCACCAUUAUUGUAGACAACUUCAUGAAGGUAGCGGAAGGCGAACGUGGAAACGAAAGUGGAGUUGCGCGAAAAUACGCACAACGACAAAGCGAACAGAUAGAGAAGAGAGAGCAUAAAAAAAUUUUGCUCGAGGUGAAAAGGCAAAGCCUUUUGCCAUAGCUUGGCAAGCUCUAAAUUUGCCGUACAUCUGGAGAAUCCAAACCUGAUUUGAAGGGAUCAAACCGGUGUUGAUAAAUGAAUGUUGCGUUUCACUGUUCUACCUACUACACGG